Messenger RNA from Zygotorulaspora mrakii, 1026 nucleotides. It is a transcript of the gene HUT1, whose product is annotated as UDP-galactose transporter HUT1. Lineage: Eukaryota; Fungi; Ascomycota; Saccharomycetes; Saccharomycetales; Saccharomycetaceae. The transcript has a single exon. Gene Ontology annotation, molecular function: UDP-glucose transmembrane transporter activity; UDP-galactose transmembrane transporter activity. Gene Ontology annotation, biological process: UDP-galactose transmembrane transport. Bases 1 to 1026 code for a protein of 341 amino acids. The record is from RefSeq and is a predicted model, not a curated record. Gene Ontology annotation, cellular component: Golgi membrane; endoplasmic reticulum membrane.
AUGCCUCAGAAACAAGGAAUUUUUACGUUACUAUUCUGUGUUCUCGGCGUUUAUGCCUGCUUCCUCACAUGGGCUCUUGUUCAAGAGCCCUUAAGUACCAGAGUAUGGCCAGAAAGCAAUCAAAAAUUUCAAGCACCCUCUGUAAUUGCCAUUGCGCAAGCCAGUGUUGCUAUGCUUGUUGGAGGGGUUUAUCUGAAGUGGCGGAAAUUGGGCUAUAAACCAUUUGAUUUCAUUUUUGAUCAUGGAAAGGAACUUGCAUUAAUAUCCUUUACUCAAAGUACUUCAACACCAUUGGCUAGUUAUUCAUUACACCAUGUUGAGUAUCUCACAUAUAUGCUUGCCAAAUCAUGCAAAAUGAUUCCUAUAUUGCUUGUGCAUUUGCUUCUGUAUAGAACAUCAAUUCCAAGGAAAAUGAAAGUGCUUGCGCUAGUUGUAAGCAUGGGAGUGGUGGUUUUCACUGUGGGAGGUUGGAAACCAAAGUCUAUUGAAAGUGGUUCUGGUGAUAGACAUGGAACAAAGGGAUAUGUGCUCUUGUUGCUGAGUUUAUUCUUAGAUGGGAUGACCAAUGCAACUCAAGAUAAUCUUCUUAAAAGCAAUAAACCAAAAGUUAACAAAAGUUCCAAAAAAAAAAUUACUGGAGCUCAUCUGAUGUUCGCACUAAACAUGUUCAUAAUUAUUUGGAAUGCACUAUAUCUGAAGGUGCUAGAUCGUCAACAAUGGGAAAAAGCCAAAGUUCUUCUACGGAAGGAUCCAGAGAUUUUAAACUAUCUUUUCACGUAUGCAUGCUGCGGUGCGAUUGGGCAAUGCUUCAUUUUUUAUACACUGGAAAAAUACGGUUCUCUCGUUCUGGUUAUGAUUACUGUCACCAGAAAGAUGAUGUCUAUGAUACUAAGCAUUGCGGUUUUCGGAAAAAGAGUAAAUCCUAUUCAAUGGGCAGGUAUCAUCAUCGUAUUCGGUGGUAUCACUUUCGAAGCUAUUGGAAAAAUGAAAACAAAGCGUUUGCCUUCGAAAAGUAAACUUCAUUAG